AUGGCGGAGGCUGCAGGGCCGACGCCUCUCCUCGACGGCCUCCCCGACGAGAUCUCCAUCUGGGAGAUCCUCGUCCGCCUGCCCCCCAAACCCCUCCUCCGCUGUCGCGCCGUCUGUCGCGCCUGGCGCCACGCCACCUCCGCCCGCGACUUCCUCCUCGCCCACCACGCCCGCCAGCCCUCCCUCCCCCUCCUCUUCGUCGACGCCGACGACCAAUCCUCCAUAGACAUCAUCACAUACGACCAACGCGCAGCCGACAAGCUCCACUCCGUCGCCCGACUUGACGCCCCCUCCGGCGUCUCUCUCAGGGCCUGCUGUGACGGCCUCCUCCUCUUACGCACCUGGAAUAAGAGCGCCCCAUCUCUCUCCAUCUGCAACCCGGUCACUCGUCAAUACGCUCCCCUCCACCGGCUCGAUGGCUUCAGGCUCUUGGGGAUGUACCCGCACAGCCCUACGGGCCAGUACCGACUACUGCUGUACCUGGCCCCGAGGUUCGAGGACGAUGCUCAAAGAGGUUCCUACGUCUUCACAUUGGGCUCCGACCAGCAGCCGAGGCACAUAGCAGGCCCUGAUGCCAAGGAACUCUUGUAUUUCCGCGGAUCUACCCUUUUCCGUGGUAGCCUGCAUUGGCACACGGACGGGCUGAUAAUGGUAUUUGAAACCACCGUCGAGUCGUUCCGUCAGAUGCACUCUCCAAUUGUUUCUGACCAUCGCAAUGGCGACCUGUUUGAGACGAGUGAUAUGCUUGGCAUGUUCAGUCUGAAUGCACAAGCUACAAUUGUUGAUAUCUGGGUGAUGCAGGACUAUGAAGGUGAAGUCUGGGCCUUUAAACGCCGGGUUGAAUUGCCGAUCGCAGAGAUCAUGGUGCAAUUUCAAAAUUCUGGAGAUUGUUGGGAGCUGAUGCCUGCAUCUUGUUAUGGUGAUGUGCUCUUGCUGGCCAAAUUUGACGACGACUGGCUACUUCAGGUUGACAUUGAUGGCAAGUUGGUUGCUAGUCUCCACCUCAGUUUCCUCCGUCCUACUCGACUUCGGCUCAAACAGUCUCUAGUUUCACAUAACUUGUUUAUGGCACUAGAGGGUUAUGUUAUCAAUUCUUCGCCUUUCAUCUGA
Messenger RNA from Triticum turgidum subsp. durum (durum wheat), 1110 nucleotides. The record is from the annotation of a GenBank genome assembly. Lineage: Eukaryota; Viridiplantae; Streptophyta; Magnoliopsida; Poales; Poaceae.